This is a messenger RNA of Penicillium antarcticum, 255 nucleotides long. RefSeq lists its product as uncharacterized. Bases 1 to 255 code for a protein of 84 amino acids. The transcript has a single exon. Lineage: Eukaryota; Fungi; Ascomycota; Eurotiomycetes; Eurotiales; Aspergillaceae. The record is from RefSeq and is a predicted model, not a curated record.
AUGCCCCCCAACGAAGAACACAAACCCUUUGAAGAGAUGCACAGGGAGGCAACUAUCAUACUCCCUAAAUCUCGAGACCUUGACUCCACUGAGAAAAUCGAGUCCAUUAAUGCCACCCGGGACGAAUGGAAGCCUACGUUUAAUCGUCGCCAGAGCUGGAGUAGCCAGGAUCAGAAGCAUCAGCUACAAGAACGGUUGCUCGGGUCCGAGCAGGGAAAGGAGAUGGGGUUUACGGAGGCUCAUAGUGGGUAUUAA